AUGAAUACUACCUCAAAGCCCAAAACUAAUAACUUUAAAACGAUUUUGGAUCAGGUCUUAAAAAAAUACAACUUGACUAUCGAAUCCAAUCCAUCUCAAUUAUGCGAUUAUGCUAGCAAACUCGGUGUUAUGUUACCAGACUGGAAGGCUCGAAAAAGUAUGAAAGACUUGCUUCAUCGACGUUCAUUCAGUAAAGAUCAGAUCAAGGCUCUUGUACCGGAUAAAAGGAAUGAAAAACUUACCAUCAAGGAAAGAGCUGAGUAUUGCGCUAAAAGUGGUGAUCCAUUUGAUAUAUUAGCUAAUACUUUAGAUUUAAUAAAGACAAAAAACAAUAGCGAUAAGGAAAAAGUUGCUUCCAGUUCACGACUUACAUUAUUCCGUAAGGAAUUGGCAGAAGCUGGAGCCGAUCCCAAAAAUAUUCUAUUAGCUAAGAACCCAACUACUACUGAAGAAUCUAACGAAAUUCAGAAAAGACAACUCGUACAGAGAUUAGCUAAUCCGCCUAAAACUCCUAAGCACUUCUCCUUAGAUGAGGGACUUAGAAGAAUUCAAAAUAUCGACACUACUAAAAUUCCCACUAUGCAAGAUCUUGCGGAUGUAAUCAUAAUGUUAAGCAUGAGACCUGCUGAAGUUACCACUCUUCGCAUUAUCCAUUACGAAGAAUCAGACUAUCUAAAAUGGUACAAACCCGGCUAUUCUUGGUAUUGUACAGGAUACGCUAAAAAUAAGUGA
Molecule: messenger RNA, 732 nt
Organism: Entrophospora candida
Lineage: Eukaryota; Fungi; Glomeromycota; Glomeromycetes; Entrophosporales; Entrophosporaceae
Source: the annotation of a GenBank genome assembly